CAGCAGCAUGAGGAAAUCUUUGUUGUUCACCUUGCUGCUGAGCUUCAUUGUGAUCAAACAUGUCCACGCGUAUCAAACAAAGGCGAAGGAUAAAAAGGAGAUUGACCCAUUGGAUAUAUUUAACUUCGAUCCAAGCAACGUGCAAAUGUUGAAGGGGAGUAACCAUGACAUAAAAGUAUUCACGGUAUUCUCUGUGUGUGUCUGACAAUAACGAUAUUGCGCCAUUUUAUUUACGAUACUUUUUGUUUUGUUGUUGUUAUCACAAAAUUAAAUUAAUUAUCACCAUGAUCCAAUUAAAACAAUGAAUUUUUUGAAUAUUUUCGAAAAUAUCAUUAAUCAUGACUUAGAUUUUUUUUCAGUAAGUUAGCACAGGGCAUUUAAAAUCUAGCAUAUGACAUUCAUAUAGUUUAAAUAUAUAGCACGAGACAAACAGUUUACACAUCAAACACAGGACAUGUAGUUUCCAAAACUAGAAAACGACAAGUACUUUACUAUCCAAAUGGAACACUUGACAUAGAGUUGACUAAUCUAGCAUAUGUUUACGACCCUGGCUACCUUAACUACAACAUACGGUUAAAACCCUGACUCAAAUGUUGCGCCCUUGGUUAUAAUAUGAAAUCAUAGUGUUGCGCCCAUAUUUGAAUAUUUUUUUUCACUUAACACUACUGAUAAGCCACUGGCUAGUGUGCUAUUUCCCCUGAUAUUUACAAAACAAAUUGUUUAGAGAGUUCAUACCUUUGUAAGGAGCAUCAAUAUUCAUUUAGUAAUUGUUUAACCCCCCCCCCACCCCACCCCUUUUUUUCCACCUUUUUUUUCUACCUAAGGAUUCCUUUCACUCAGAUCGAGGCAUUCUUUGAGACCUUUAUUUUUAUCAAAGCUAACGUAUGCUAAUGCAAUAACGAAAUUUAACGUCAUCUAUUCAAUUAAAUUUCCAUUUAAUUUAAUUAAAUAUGUCAAUUAUUAAGCCUGAAUUAGAAAUCUUAACUGCCUUUUGAGAAUCAAUCGCAAUUCGCUUCAUUGAUCAACUCAGUUAAUUAGUUUUCUUUAUUGGAUUUAAUUUCGUGUCUAUAUAAUAUAAAAUAAAUAGGGUUAAAUAAAAGUUUUAUUUGUAGUCUGAACAAUGAUAGGUUAUUGUAUUCCUCCGCUAAGUUCCCCAAGACAAACGGAGCCAUAGUUAACUCUAAACGAUGAACCGUAGUUAUACAAUUUGGGAGUAGUGCUUAGGUCUACUUAUCUAAAUAGUAUUAAAAAUCUAUAAGUCUAGUGAAUAGCGACUCAUUCUGUUGUUAAGAAUUAAACAACACCUAAAAACAAAGUCUUUUAUAAAAGUUAAUUAAACAAGGAGACAAGUAACACACUUUAUAAGAAUCCCAAUUAGUUGUCCACAAGACUCGCACUAAAACAUACGGUGAACGAUCGUUCUCUUUCUGUGCCCCAAAACAAUGGAAUUCUCUUCCACUACACGUUUGCAAUAUACCGACCAUCACAGCCUUCAAAACAGCACUCAAAACACAUCUCUUUAAACUCUAAUAUUCCGACUGAUUCCACCCCCCACCCCUUUUCUGACCGAUAACCGAUGCUGCUGGGUACCGUUCAUGGUUUGACAUGUAAAUAGUUCUGGAAUGGGUGGAGUGAAUAUACAUAAUUUUUUUUUGGUCUUAUUUAAUUGAUUUAUGUUAAUUUUUAAGUUCAUGAUUACAUUUGUGCAAUUGUAUGUACAGCGUGGUGAGCCCAGCCCUAUGCUGGUGUACCGCGCUAUAUACUGAGCCCAGCCCUAUGCUGGUGUACCGCGCUAUAUACUGAGCCCAGCCCUAUGCUGGUGUACCGCGCUAUAUACUGAGCCCAGCCCUAUGCUGGUGUACCGCGCUAUAUACUGAGCCCAGCCCUAUGCUGGUGUACCGCGCUAUAUAAAACCACUAAGAUAUAUAUAUGUAUAAUCUCAUUUUGCGCACUUAUCGGGAAUUGUAUUGAAUGAAAUCAGGGUCAUCAUAUUUCCUUCAUCUUACCCUUGAAAAACUGGAACACUUAGUUUUGAGGGUUGGGAGGUGGGCUGAAAAUUUGAUAGAAUGUGUUGUCAUCGGCAACGAGUCUAUGUGUCAAAUUUCAGCCCGAUCGGUUGACGGGAAGUGGGUCAAUCAGUAGUUCGAAGGUCUUGUCAGCCAGCCACAAACAAAAACGAAGUUAGUUUAAUGAAUUUAAUAACAUACACUUGAUUGUCAUAAUAUUAUAGAAUAAUUAUCUGUAGUCGAUAAUGUGUGUUCAACACCCGUUAAAAUGUUCAUUCCUCUCCACCACCUCGACUCUGCUGCACGUCUUUAAAUGUACCCCUCAGAAAUUGUUUAUUCAUUUUUAUGUAGAAGGGGAAAAAAUGCCCCUCUUUGCCACACCAUUUUAGGAAUCUGAUGAAGUAACGGGGGAAGAAGUUCCACAAAAUGUGCCUACUCCGACAGAAGCAUGCAGCAGUCAGCAGAGGCAGGAGUCUGGCAGCAGCAGUCAGGAGAAGCAGGAGCCUGGCAAUGUCGCUAGAGAAGUAUCCGCAGAUAAAAAUGAUAGAACAGAGAACAAAGAGGGUAGAGGAAACGUAGACACGGUUGCCAUCUCUCUACUGAGACAGUAUGCGAUGACUCUGGUCAGUAAAUUCGAAUCUAAGGUAAAAGUUUUAUUUUUUUAUUGAAUUCCAAACAAACAAAAAUAUGAUUAUAUUAAUCUAUAGGCUACCUCAGAGAAUUUUUUUUUAAAAAUAAAUAAAUUAUAAAAAAAAAAAAAAAAACGAUAGUUUUUAAUAAGACCCCAAUGAACUUAAAUUGGUCCGGCUCGGGAAAGAAAUGAUCAAGUAAACAGAGUUUGUGAUUUUAUUUUUUUAUUUAAUUCCAAAAAAAAAAAAAUAAUAUUAUAUUAAUCUAUAGGCUACCUAAGAAAAUUUUUUUUUAAAAAAAAAUAAAUUAAAAAAAAAAAAAAAAAACGAUAGUUUUUAAUAAGACCCCAAUGAACUUAAAUUGGUCCGGCUCGGGAAAGAAAUGAUCAAGUAAACAGAGUUUGUGUAAUAAAACUACAGUCUCCAAAAUGAACAUUUUCUUUUUUAAUCUUAAUAGAUGAUUAGAUAGCUGCAAAUGUUCUUUUGAAAGAAGAUAUUUUUCUGCUGGGUUAUUUUUGUUGAUCGCUUUGGGGCUAGAUUUACAAUUAGUUCGGCAAAACGUAUUUAAUAAAAAAAAAAUCAUUUAAACAAGCCAUUUUUUAAUGAAAUCCAAAUUUUGGGUUGUGAGGGUAAAUAUAAGUGUAAAUAUAAGUUUAAAGAUAAGUGUAAAUAUAAGUGUAAAUAUCUUAAAUGUUGUUUAUGAUUUAUUUAAAAAUAGAAGAAAAAAAAAAUUUUCUUUGAACUAACCAGGGGCGUGCCUAGGAUAAGCGGCGCCCAUGGCGAAUCCUGAAAAAAAAGACAAAUUUGGCGCCCCUUGUAUUUGUGAAACACACACACAGCAUUUAAUCAUUAUAAUGGGUUCUAACUAAAGGCGCACUCCUGGUGUUGGCGCCCGUCCCACCUCCUCGCAUUACCCUGGAACAAACGGUCAAGACCAUGGGGUCAAGCAUGUAAAAAAGACCAUGGGAUCAAGCAUGUGAAAAAGACCAUGGGAUCAAGCAUGUGAAAAAGACCAUGGGAUCAAGCAUGUGAAAAUGACCAUGGGGUCAAGCUUGUGACAAAGAUCAGGGGACAUUUGAGUUGUUUUAACGGUUUAUUCUCGGCAUCCCAGCUGCGGUGUGACUACGGUUAGCAGCACCCAGGGCAGGCCAAGAUGGGCAUCACCUUCACCACGAAAAAGGGGCUCUUUUUGGUCGAGCAAGUUUUAAUUUUUAGCAGUUGCAUAUUGUUCAUGCUUGUGUACAUCGUCUUUCUUUCUUACGCCAUGAACCGUCCUGCAUCUCUCACAUGCCGACCUCUGAUGUCGAACCCCUCACACGUGAAGUUCGUGGUUCGUUGUGUCAGCAUUGUCGACUCCUUUUUAAAAGGUGACAUCUGGAAUUAAGAUUAAAGUUUUCCAGAGUUGCGGUGUCAGACGUAUUUUUUGAAGAAAUAUAAUUGUCGCGUCUUCAGUCCUGAAAAAUACAGAUUUUUAAUUUGGAGUGGAGCGAAAAUACCGCCCUUAAUUAAUAAUGUGCCACCUGGAACAGGCACCACCCACCAACUCACGUUUCCACUCUAGUACUAGUGAUACAUUUACCCUACUUUAGUCGCAAAAAUGCCCCAACAAAAGGCUUUUUACAUGAAUUUCAUAAUAUUUAUUUCCAUUAAUUCGAUUAAGCACGAGGUUUGGCACGUCGUCCCAUUAAAAAAUAAAAGCCUGGAUCUUUUCCUCCUAACCUCAAUACACCCAUUGAUGAUACGUUUUUAAAUUUAAAAAAAUAUUUUCCCAGAUUAAAGCCAACAAAUCAAGGGACAUCAGUCUAAGAUUUCAAAUCAGUCAGCGUGACAUUGAUAAACUGCACGCUUUUGGACAGGAGAAAACUGCAGAUAUUCGUGAUGUACACGAAAUUCUACGCAACAUAAUACACUCUGCCAGUGAUGUGUCCCCUCAAGAAACUAGGGGCGUAGAUUGGAUGGAAUUUGUGAUGGGUUUGUCGUGGUCAAAUCUGUUUCAGGUAAUUUAUUUAUCUUCUUCUUUUCUUUAAAAUUAUGUUUCUUUCUCUGUUUUAACCCCGUACCUAAAAUAGUGCCGAAAAGUCUAAUUUCUCUCUCUCUUUUAAAAAUGCUUCUUCUAUCUCUAUUUUAACUCCGUAACUGAAAUAGUGCCGAAAAGUCUACACAUUUUUUUUUGUAUUAAAAAAUGGAUUGUAAAUAAAAAGAAUUAUUUCUUUCCAGAAUUUCACAAUCAUGCUGUGCGGGAUAACAUUUUUGACAGUACUUUGGCAGAUAUUAAAAAUUCAAAGUCCGCUAUGCAAGACGUUUUCCCUGUGCUACGUCAUCAGUGUAGCGUUUGUCUGGUUUGGGAUGUACCAAGUAGGUUUUAAGAUAGUGUAGUUCAUCUUAACCAUUUCAAUCAAUUAUAAUUACUCUUUAAACAUUUUAAUUAAAUUGUAACUGAAUAAAACUGAAUAACAUUUAAUUAUGCAUUGUUAUGAAACAGUUUGCGCAUUUUCGUGGGAUGAAUAUGGUUCUAUUAUCUUUCCCUCACACAAAAAUUACCCUCAUGGAAGACUCCAGACAAAGAAAAUUCCCCACACGGAAAAUUCCCCACAUAGAUAAUUCCUUACAUGAAUAUUCUUCACAUUUUUGUGAGUUUGCUGCAUGUGGGAUGUAAAAACCAAAGAAAAGAAAAGAUUAUUGGUGGACCAAGCUUCAGUGAAAUAAACAUAAAUAUUUUUUUAAAGAAUGCACAUUCGCAGUCUACGGGGUUUGCACACUGUUUUGUGUCAGUGUUUUGAGUCAGUCUAUUACUUUAAUCUGAGCUUGCGGGGGGGUCGUACCUGAACACUCCAAAAGGUUAUUAGUUAGAGGCAAUAAUUGGGACUUAUUGGGAUUUUAAUAUAAAAAUAAAGUAAAUAAAUGUAUGGCAUAUUGAUGAGGGUAAUCAUCUGUGUGUGUGUGUGGUAUUUUCCAUGUGGUGAGUUAACUGUGUGCCCAAUCUUGUGGUGGGGUAUUUUCCAUGUGGUGAAUAAUCCAGUUGCCAAAUUGAAUCAUUACUUUUGUUCAUUCAGGAAAAAGUAGCUGAUCAAGAAAGAAUAUUCAUGGAAACUAUGAACAAAUCUUGGGAAAAACCAGAAGAGCAGUCAUUUUUGAGUCUGGCAUUUUCAUUUGUUUCAUCCCCGUUUACUUUCAAGAGGGACAAGUCCCAGGAAUAUUACCAGAUCAUGUUCGUGAAUCCUGUAGUUAAAGUCAGUCCACUUGAGGUAAAGGAUUAACUAAGAGCGUGUUCUUUAACCAGACUAAUCUAGUUUAACUGUGUUGCUGUCAAUUUCAUUGAACCAUUUUUUAUGUGAAUCAGAGCGUCUGUAAGGGGUCAUCUUAUAUUGAAGGGGGGAACCAUCUUAUAUUGAAGGGGACAAUUCUAUAUUGACGGGGCCAUCAUAUAUUGAAUGUGGCCAUCUUAUAUUGAAGGGGAGAACCAUCUUAUAUUGAAGGGGCCAUCCUAUAUUGAAAGGGACCAUCCUAUAGUUAAGGGGAGGGAUCAUCCUAUAUUGAAGGGGAGGAACCAUCCUAUAUUGAUGGGGCCAUCCUAUAUUGAAUGUAUAUAUAUGGCAUCCUUCCGUCUUCGUGAGACGAUGGAGUAGCUAUAUAGUUCUACACUUUGACGAGUGGCUCACUAGGCCAAUCCUAGAAUGGCAAUCACGGCCGCAUCUCUCGCAGGAGAAUGUGGCCAUCUUAUAUUAAAGGGGAGAACCAUCUUAUAUUGAAGGGGCCAUCCUAUAUUGAAAGGGACCAUCCUAUAGUUAAGGGGCAAUCCUUUAUUGAACGGAACCAUCCUAUAGUUAAGGGGACCAAAAUUGUGAAAGCUUAGAUCAACCCCUGCGCAUUACCAUCCCACUUAAACAUGCUACAUUUAACAGGGACCCUAACUGCCUGCAUUGCGCACUAGUCCUAUAAACAGUGGAACACUUGCUAUCUUUGUGUCCCAAGCUUGACCUUGUGGGGGGGGGGGGCUUGGACAGCAAAUGAGCUCUACAUGAUAUGACUAAGUCGAAUCAUAUGGAGCUUACUGCCUGAGUUUAGCCGGGGCCAUAAAGAGCAAUAAGAUUUAAGCUCCGUACCUCCCAAAGUAUAAGUAUGGAUUAGUACACAUGAGCGUCUAUCCUCCCCCCCCCCCCAAUAUGGAGCUUACUGCCUGAGUUUAGCCGGGGCCAUAAAGAGCAAUAAGAUUUAAGCUCCGUACCUCCCAAAGUAUAAGUAUGGAUUAGUACACAUGAGCGUCUAUCCUCCCCCCCCCCCAAGUGGUGGAAGCCAUGUGCAUCUUCCGGACCUUGAUCAAUACUGUUCGCCAUGGUAUGGGUGUUUCAUUCGAGAGCUCAUUAUGAAUAUUUUCUAUAAACUUAUUAUUACAUUUAUUUAAGGGUUAAAAAAAUGUGAGAGCAUUGUUGUUAACUGCUCAGUAAAAAAAUUACCUGAUAAAAACUAAUUAUUUUUCGCGAAUAGCUCAAUAAUUCUUCACAUGUUUCAGCAAAUCAUCUUUUUUUCCUCCUGUUGUCGGAAUAUUUCAUGGUACCAAUGUUAUCCGCCUUUCGAGACUACAUCUCCGGGUUUGAUUUCAGAGUUUCCUUCUCUUAGAUGGGUUGCCAUCCAAGGUUAACGAGUCCCAUCCACCCGGAGUGCUGGUGAUGUGUUUGCUUGACUGCGGGCUCUGGCUGGAAUUGAACUCCAGACCACCAACUUGAGAUUUGCUCAGUUUAGACCACCCAGCACCCUGCUUAAUACUGACUUACAAUUCAAUUGACUGCAGUGCUACUCGAUGGCCCUGUUGUCAACAGUGUAUAAGUUCAUCACUUGUGGGUCAGGGUUCAAUCACCAGCAUUGCAUGUAACAACAAACACAAACACCCGGAUGUUGACUACUUUUUUUAUGCUUUGUGCUUUCAUCAUAUUUCUUUUCAAAAAAAAUAAUUUUAAAAAUAUUGAGUAUUUGUAGUUCUCCUUUCAAAUAUGAAUUAAAUUAGAGAAAUUCAAAAGCUGGCCCAAAAAAAAGGGGGGGGGGGCGGCCCCCCCCACCCCUUAACUCAGAUUGGAAGCAGCUGCUACGUUCCACUCCACCCCCUUACCAUGUUGAUUCCCCUGAACUGUAUUAGCACCAACUAAAUGUUUUUACAUUUUCAUUUAGAUGAUCAAAUUAAACUUAAGUAAAAAUAUAACCCAAACAUGUUCUUAACUGAAAACCAUUUCAAUCUAAAGUAGGCCUACCGUCAAAGAUCGUCUUUGUAAAAAUUGACCAACCACUGUGUAAAAAUAAGAAAAUCCUCAAUAACCGGGUGCAGCUUGUACUUGUACACUGUCCGGGUAUUUUGGGUCUCCAUGUGUUACAAGAAAAGAGUUCACUUCUCAUUUUCUAUAAUAUAUGCCGGCCUGUAAACAAUAGUCUUACUCACUACCUGCCGGCUUUUAAACAAUAGUCCUACACACUACCUGUCGGCCUUAACAAUAGUCCUACACACUACCUGUCGGCCUUUUAACAAUAGUCCUACACACUACCUGCCGGUCUUUUAACAAUAGUCCUACACACUACCUGUCGGCCUUUUAACAAUAGUCCUACACACUACCUGCCGGCCUUUAAACGAUAGUCCCACAGAAGUCUUACAUCAUACCCAUCGCUCUUUAUUGAUUAAUAUAACAAACGCUUUGCCCUAAAGAAAAAAAACACAUCUAUUGACCUUGAGUUCAACCGUCACUGAUGACGCUUGCUACGUGACCGGUUUUUUUCCCUUCACCCGGUACCAUAGAAAAUUGGGGGGGGGGGGGGGGGGGAGGGGGCUGUGAAGAAGAAGCAGGACACUCCAGAAGAAAAAUAUAUGAAAGAGAGUAAUAUUUAAUUUACUUGUUUAAACCAUUACGGGUAAAUGUUUUGUGUGCGCGCACAUCAGUUUCACUGAGCAAACAAAUUAUUCUUGAGUUAAGACAUUGUUUGUGCCUUGUUAGCUUUUUAACAAGAUCACGUCACAAUACAUUUGAGGACAUGAACUGCUAAGUGAAUAAUUGAUUACUUUCACCGGCUAACCAAAGUUAUGUCCCCUUUUAAAUCCUUUAAAUUAACUUCACUUUUGUUCGUGUGUUUCUUUGUGGCAAAAUCUUUGGAAGGCUAAUUGACCCACUUCCCGUCAUCCUAUCGAGCUGAAACAUGGCACAUAGACUAGUUGCCAAUGGAUUCUAUCAAAUUUUCAGCCCCACCCCCAACAAUCAGCUAGUUCCUGUCUUUCUAAGGGAAGAUGAAGCAAAUGUGAUGCAAUGAUUUCUUAAGAACGUUAGCCAUCGUUAAGUCGCACAAUGAUACAGAAAACAUUAGUACAAUUACAAAAAAAAAUGCGAAUAAAAAAUUGUAUAAAAUAUGGAUUUAUUCUAAAAAAGUUUUCAGUUGUUUUCUUUUAAAAUCUCAGUCUUACUUUAUUUUCCACCAAGGCAUUGGCUGUUGCUCUCGUGAAGCCCCUGAUGGCACCCAUUGGAAUUAUUGGCAAGGCAAUCUCUACAUUCUUGACAGAAGUGCUCAAGGAUCUUCCUGUUCAACAUCAGCUUGUUGCUCUGAUUGGAAUUCUUCUUGUUUUCAUUAUCCUCGUCGUCAUUUUCUGCAUCUACAGAGGCUACCAGAUUAAUAUUUUUCAUUUGGUUAUUAUAGGACCAGGACAACAACCUGCUCGAAUUCAGGUAUUAUCAUUCAACCUAAUUUUAUAUGACAUUAAUGUGAAGGUAGUGUUUUAAUUUUAUAUAAAAUUAAUGUGAAGAUAGUGUUUUAAGUAUAAAAUCUAAAAAGCAUUAAAUAAAAUUAACACCAUCACAAGCAAAAGAUCUGUUACAAUCUUCUGGUCAGAUGAACACCAUCACAAGCAAAAGAUCUGUUACAAUCUUCUGGUCAGAUGAACACCAUCACAAGCAAAAGAUCUGUUACAAUCUUCUGGUCAGAUGAACUAACAAUUAAAUUACAUCAG
Messenger RNA from Lymnaea stagnalis (great pond snail), 9611 nucleotides. Lineage: Eukaryota; Metazoa; Mollusca; Gastropoda; Lymnaeidae. The record is from the annotation of a GenBank genome assembly.